This is a messenger RNA of Mycena citricolor, 643 nucleotides long. NCBI's taxonomy places the organism in Eukaryota, Fungi, Basidiomycota, Agaricomycetes, Agaricales, Mycenaceae. The record is from the annotation of a GenBank genome assembly.
CCACCGCGUACGGUGGCUCGUGGUCCUCACUACCCACGUCUCUGACCCCAUGGAUAUUCGAUGUCAUUCAAUCCAUGGGACACACCCAGAUGACGCCAGUUCAAGCGUCCACCAUCCCGCUCUUUAUGCAGCACAAGGAUGUCGUAGUCGAGGCUGUCACAGGGUCCGGAAAGACCCUCGCAUUCGUCAUCCCAAUUCUCGAGCGCCUCAUCCGCCGCGAACGAAAGCUCCGGAAAAGUGAAGUCGGAGCGCUCAUAAUCAGUCCGACACGUGAGCUUGCAACCCAAAUCCACUCUAUAUUCACGCUCUUCCUCUCCGCACAACCACGCCAGGAACCCGCGAACCCGGAUGAAGACCCCCCGGAACCAGACUAUCCGGAUGCUCUGCUGCUCAUCUCAUCAGAUACCUCCUCUCCUGCGCAAGACAUCGAGCGCUUCACUGCUACGGGUGCUGAAAUCGUCAUCGGGACGCCUGGACGCGUCGAGGAGUUUCUGAUGGGCAAGGGACGCACUGUGGUCAGCGUGAAGGAAUUGGAGGUACUGGUUCUCGACGAAGCAGACCGACUCCUUGAUCUGGGUUUCCAGGCCGCUGUCACGAAAAUCAUAACCCAUCUACCGAAACAACGGCGGACAGGCCUGUUCAG